Molecule: messenger RNA, 1754 nt
Organism: Cicer arietinum (chickpea)
Lineage: Eukaryota; Viridiplantae; Streptophyta; Magnoliopsida; Fabales; Fabaceae
Product: probable receptor-like protein kinase At1g80640
Biological process (GO): protein phosphorylation
Molecular function (GO): protein kinase activity; ATP binding
Source: RefSeq, a predicted model, not a curated record
CGAGAACAAAGUGUAAAUAAAUAAAAAUGUAUAUAUGCAAAUUAUAUUUGUCUAAAUACAUAUACUUUUUUUUUGUUUAUAUUUUAUCAAAGAGAGUGUAUUACACUAUGAAUGAAUGAGUGAACCAACUUAUGAUAGUUGAUCAAUCAUGCAAUCAAAUUGAUUAUUAAAAAAGUGCUUUCUCGGUUUCUCUGAAAGAAGAGUCUUUGUCCAUUUCUGCAUAUAGAAUCACUGCCAAAAAUCGAUUCAAAAUUGAACAACAAAAACACAAAAGAAAGAAGCUUCUCUACUACACAAGUUAUUCCAUUACUCCCUUAACAAAAUGAAUCUUCUAGUUUUGUUCUUCAUUCCCAUUACCAUUUCUCUUUUCUCAACAAUUCUUCAUGCAAAUGCUCAAGCUGAAUCUCCAGGAAAUCAGGUGGUUAAAAUAGUGCACCACCAGAAUUUGAAUAAGCCGAUUCUUGUAGCACUAAUUGCUUGUUCUGCUCUUCUUGCUGGAAUCUUCAUGUUCUUAAUUUAUAUCUUUUUCCGUCGACAUAAAAACUUAACAACCUCCACAAGUAAAAGUCAUGGAACAAUAGAGGCUGCAAAAGGGGAAAAGGAAACAUUAAGCUCUGUUAAUGCUAAACUUAACUACUCAAGAAUGGCUGAUAAGAAGAGUGCAAUUGCUAUUUUCGACUUUCAGUUGUUAGAGGCAGCAACAAACAACUUUUCCACAAAUAAUAUUAUGGGAGAGAGUGGUUCUAGAAUUGUUUACAGAGCUCGUUUCGAUGAACAUUUUCAGGCUGCUGUGAAAAAAGCUGACAGUGAUGCUGAUAGAGAAUUUGAGAAUGAAGUGAGUAUGUUGAGCAAGAUAAGGCAUCAGAAUAUCAUAAAACUCCUAGGCUAUUGUAUUCAUGGCGAAUCGAGGUUUCUUGUUUAUGAAUUCAUGGAGUGUGGUUCUUUGGAAACUCAAUUGCAUGGGCCUACUCAUGGAUCAUCUUUAACUUGGUAUAUCCGGUUAAGAAUUGCAAUUGAUGUUGCUAGAGCAUUAGAAUAUCUCCACGAGCACUCUAAUCCUCCUGUGGUUCAUAGAGACUUAAAAUCUUCCAAUGUUCUUCUGGAUUCUGACUUUAAUGUCAAGCUAUCAAAUUUUGGACUUGCUGUAGCUUCUGGCGUGCAACACAAGAACAUGAAGAUGUCAGGAACUUUGGGAUAUGUGGCACCUGAGUACAUAUCACAUGGUAAACUAACUGAUAAGAGCGAUGUGUAUGCUUUUGGGGUUGUCCUUUUAGAACUUCUCACCGGAAGAAAACCUAUGGAGAACAUGUCCUCAGACCAAUAUCAAUCUCUGGUUUCAUGGGCCAUGCCUCAGCUAACUGAUAGAUCAAAGCUUCCAAGUAUUCUAGAUCCUGUUAUCCAAAACACAAUGGAUUUGAAGCAUUUAUAUCAGGUUGCUGCAGUGGCUGUGUUAUGUGUGCAAGCAGAACCAAGUUAUAGGCCACUUAUAACAGAUGUUCUGCACUCUCUCAUUCCUUUGGUACCCUUAGAACUUGGAAGAUCACUCAGAGUUACAGAACCAAUCAGCUCAGAGAAUUUACAAUGAUUUUAGAAAACGGUGUUUUCUACUCUAGUAUAUUAUUUGAGCACAUUUCUUAACCAUUUUUUAUUUCACAGAGGAAUAUCCAAUUGUAGCCAUCCUUAUGUUCCUUUUAUAUUAUAUGUAAUGUAACUAAGCAUGAAUUAAUUCAAUUUUUGUUGUUGUUGUUGUAGUU